This is a messenger RNA of Rhipicephalus sanguineus (brown dog tick), 1341 nucleotides long. RefSeq lists its product as uncharacterized. The transcript is spliced from 10 exons. Gene Ontology annotation, molecular function: L-allo-threonine aldolase activity. The record is from RefSeq and is a predicted model, not a curated record. Gene Ontology annotation, cellular component: cytosol. Gene Ontology annotation, biological process: L-threonine catabolic process; glycine biosynthetic process. The coding region runs from base 86 to 1201 and encodes 371 amino acids. NCBI's taxonomy places the organism in Eukaryota, Metazoa, Arthropoda, Arachnida, Ixodida, Ixodidae.
CACGCAGAACGCGGUUCACUUGCGGCUACGUGCUCACGCAAGCAGGGGCAAGAUCAAGACAUUGAUUACACUCGAGGCUGCCACCAUGGACAACCCUCGCGUUGUGGAUCUCCGAUCGGACACGCUGACCAAGCCGACGACCGAAAUGCGACAGGCCAUGAGGGACGCGGAAGUUGGCGACGACGUCUUCAAGGAGGACCCCACCGUCAACGAGCUCGAGCGUGUGGUGGCCGAGUUGCUGGGAAAGGAGGCUGCUCUGUUCGUGCCCACGGGAACCAUGGGAAACCUGGCAGCAGUUAUGGCCCACUGUGACCAAAGGGGUCAGGAGAUCCUCGUCGGGGACGCAUCGCACAUAUUUCUCAACGAGCAAGGCGGCGUGGCUCAGGUGGCAGCCGUGCAGAGCUGGGCAGUGCCGACGCAGAAGGACGGUCGACUCCUGCUGGAAGACCUGGAGUUCCGCAUGAGGCCUCGUGACUUCCACUGCCCCAAGACCGCACUGCUGUGCCUGGAGAACACGCACAACGUGUGCGGAGGCACCGUACUCCCCGUAGACUACGUGGAAAAGGCCGGACGGUUCGCGAAGGCUCACAACAUCCCUCUGCACAUGGACGGCGCCCGAAUCAUGAACGCCGCGACGUACCUGGGUCUUCCCGUCAAGGAUCUGCUCAGGCAAUGCGACACCGUAAUGAUGUGCAUCUCAAAGGGCCUCGCCUGUCCCAUAGGAUCCCUGGUGGCUGGCCCGAAAGAUUUCAUUUACAAGGUGUCCAGAGUACGCAAGUGUCUGGGCGGAGGAAUGCGCCAGGCAGGCAUCGUGGCCGCAGCUGGUCUCGUCUCCCUGAAGACGAUCGUGCCCGGGUUACACGAGGACCACGAGAACACGCAAAGGCUAGCGAGGGGCGUCUCUUUGAAGGGCAACCCGUACGUGAGCAUGGACCUGGAGACGGUCCAGACCAACAUGGCCGUGUACGACUUCCACGACAUCCGUCGGCUGUCUCCCGUCACCUUCUGCGAGCGUCUCCUAAAGGUGACGGAGAGGGAGUACGAAGACCUCCAGCAGGCCGUCACGGUGAAGAUGAUUCCCAUCAGUCAAAGCAAGGCCCGCGCUGUGCUGCACAACGACGUCAACGCAGAUGACGUGGACGCGGCAGUGGUCAAGAUACGCUACGUCAUCGAAGAACUGUGUCGCUCUGCCGGGGCCUAGACCGAGUUUAUGUGGUUGUGAAUGUACUUGCCACGAGUACGGAAGGGGCACCGUGGCAGCACAUACGCGCAUGCGCAGAGGCGGCGGACAACACCUCUGUAUGUCACUCGCAGUAAACGCCUGUAUACGCAACACGAAAA